Malaclemys terrapin pileata is the source of this 3422-nucleotide messenger RNA. It is a transcript of the gene MRPL57, whose product is annotated as mitochondrial ribosomal protein L57. The record is from RefSeq and is a predicted model, not a curated record. The transcript is spliced from 2 exons. Bases 87 to 401 code for a protein of 104 amino acids. Gene Ontology annotation, molecular function: structural constituent of ribosome. Gene Ontology annotation, cellular component: mitochondrial ribosome. NCBI's taxonomy places the organism in Eukaryota, Metazoa, Chordata, Testudines, Emydidae. Gene Ontology annotation, biological process: mitochondrial translation.
GCCCACGCGGAAGUGACCAGGCUGCGGCGAACGAAGCCGGUGACCGGGGGGCUGCGGUCGGUGAGGCCGGACCUCGCCUUCGGGUAAUGUUUCUGACCACAGUACUCCUCCAAAAAAGAAUUCCUGGGAAACAAUGGAUUGGAAAAUACAGAAGACCAAGAGUGGUUACUCUUUCAAUGAAGCGUUCAAUGAUUCAAAGGCUGGAAGUUGAAGCUGAGAAUGAAUAUUGGCUGAGUCAACCAUAUAUGACACUAGAGCAGGAAUAUAAACAUAAUGCAGAGCGGAGGCUUGCAAAAUGGGAGGCCGUGAAAAGCCAGGCAAUAUCUAAGUUUCCUGAACAUAGAUAUGUUGCAGAUCAUUUGAAUCACUUGAAUGUGACUAAAAAAUGGACAAACUCUUAAAUCACAUCUGUUCACUUUUGGCAUAUUUGCAGUGCUCUACUAUCUGAUCGGUUGUAGGCUGUUCAACACCUCUUUUGGAAAAUUUUGUACUUGAUAUAAAAAUGUGGGGAUAAGGAUGUGAAUCAGAUGAACAUUUGUCUUCUGUUAAUGACAUUAAAAUCAAUCAUACAGGAAAAAUGUGAGUUUUUUUCCCCCCCUUAAUCUUAGCUCACUACACAGUGAAAGCUUUCCAAGCAUCUCCAGUAUAUGCCUAUCUUCUGUUAUAAAGCUGGGGUUUUGUAUAGGGCCAUGCUGCAUUUGGGCCGUGGGAAUUGCUGUAAGGCAAUUGCUGUUGUGUAGUGGGAGUUUGGCAGGAUCGCUGUAAACCAGUUCUUUUCUUCACUAGCUUCCUCCUCAAAUGGGGGGGGGGGAAAGCAACCGUAGUAGGUCAACCAGUAUUAUUGCUGGCCUUUUCCUACCACUGAGUCCCUUUGCUUUAUUUGGAGAUGAAAAUGAAUAACUGAUGUGGGCAUGAGGAGGUCUGAUUAUGCUAUUCUGGGCAGAUUGAUAUCCAAGAAUAAUAGUAUCUAAAAAUAAUCUGGAGAAACAAAAGGCAUUGAGGCCAUAUUAGGAGUAAGAGUUUCUCAUAACUAAAUAAGGAUUUAGUCAUACUUAUGGGUAUGUUUUAUUUGACCCAUCUCUUCCCAAAACAGCAUCCUAUGGUCAAGGAAGCCAAUUCCUCUUGUCAACACCAUCUAUGCAGUGAUGCAUUUGUAUCCAGGAUGCAUGUGUCCCUGCCCGGGCCUUUACUCUCAAGGGGUUGGGUGGAUGGGGGAGCAGCUCCCCGUACAGUGACCCUUGGACUAUUCUGAAUGUAUCUUUGUUUUAAUUCUCUAUAGUGGCAGCUUUGACUCUGAAAUUGCAGAACCAGAUUUUCCAUUAGACAGAUCAUUAUGAUGAUUAAAACAGGAUAGAUUAGAACUAAACAGUUACCAUGUUGUCAUUUGCUCUUGUUUUGGACUGUAAACCUUGUGGGGCAGAGAGUCUUAUCUGUACUGCAAAGCACACCUGCGUAUGCCCAUCUCUAACAAAAUUAGAGAGGAGAAUUUUGUCUUCCCUUUACAAAUGUUUUAGCUUUCCAACAACAGGUCAAACAAGCUUCCCGCACCGCCACACAAAUGCACUACAUUUAAACAGUUUAUUUUCAGAAUAUUUCACAUUCUUUAUUUAGUCACUUUUGCAUUCAGUGAGGUCAAGUGUCAUACCUUAAUACUUUACCACUUAGGAAAAGAGAGCCCCAAAAGGUGCAAGUUUUGCCUAAACCGUGAAUUGUAAUUUAGAUAAAAUAUGUAGGUCUGAACUCUGAUUUACAAAAGUCUGAAUGCAAACAUUUAACAUUAAGUAAUAACUAAGAGUACAGUGGUGAAAAAAAUAUACAUAUGGAGAAGUUACAAGGUACGAUUAAAAUAUGAAGGAACUCAGGCAAAAUUUGUGGUUUUUUUUGUAUAUUUCAUUCAUUUAUAAAAGCCCAUUUAAAAAAAACACUUCAAAGUAUUAAACUAUAAAUGGCAACAUGUUUUCUUUGUGCAUAGGAAUGUUCCUAUCGGCAACAUACAAAAAAUACAAUGUGUCAUUUAUUACAUAUUUAUUCUUGUAUAAUUAACUUCAGAGACUCAAACAAUUAAUUGCAAGUGUACGUAACCCACUGAAAAUAACUACAAGAAAGUAAGAUAUGUGCAGACACCCAGGAUUUUGCCAUUACAGUGCAAUGUAGAUGACAUACCCAUUGGCAAAUACAGGAGCUGCAGAGAUAUUUAUUUCACAAUUUAAAUGGGGCAAAUUCUUAAUAAAGGACUAGCAUACAUCAGUCUUAUCUAUCCUCAGUCUGAACCAUAAUGUAGAUUGAUCCUAAAAAUAUUACUGUGAAAUCUAAUUUUCUCAGAAUACCUGACUGGAGCUGAUGCAGCAGGAAAAGAGCUCAACAGAGGCAUGUUGAGCAAUUUAGUAUAUUGUAACCUAAAUAAUGUAAACAGUAUGAAGUCUGCUGGUCACCAUUAAAGUUUUGGUGACAGCAAGCAGGAGAUCCUGAUACUCAUUCCCCAGCACAUUUGCAUGGGUGCUAUGCACUCAUCUGAGUUUCUGCUGGUAAAUCUCAUCUUCUGAAAACCAAGUAAUUAAAACAAUCUUGUAAACAUGGUCAGAUUCUGCUACCUAUUAGAAACAAGAUUCAAGUAACCUCUGCAAAAAUCAGUUUUAUUAAGUCUAACCUAAAACAAAUUUUAUCAUUACAGUAAUGUUCAGAUGCACUAUAACUACAUUCUGCAUUUUCAUUACAUAUUAUGGCAGCUCUAUACUAAAGAAAAAUAUGCAUACAAAAAGCUGUCCCUAAUACAAAAUAAAUGGAUAGAAAUGAACUUAGUAAACAUUUUCAGUAUUUUACUAAGCUUUACAUACUGCAGCUUCUCUUUGGUAUCUAUUAGUGAUACUGACAAGAUGCCCUGUGUGUUGAAUAUCUAAUUACAUUUCAGGUAUUGUGAACAAUGGUUCCCGGGUGAUCUGUGUUUACAGAUAUUUCAGUAAUUGAAAUAUUUGGAGUCUUUUUAAACAGAUGUCCGAAUCCCUAAAACUUGCCUGGGUUCCACAAACUAUAUUGUAAUGUAAAACUUCAUAUUCAGAAGAUACUUUUGAAUUUGGUUGGUUGCUGCUCAAACUGAAGACUGAUUGCACUAGCCUUAUCCUUCAUUAGACAAUCUGGCAAUAGACCUUAAUUGUUACUUACAAAUGCUACUUCCAUUUCACUGCUGGGGCUCCAUUGAGCUGAAAUUGCAGUGCUUCAAUGAUGCAGACAAAUGUCCACAAAAAUUACUAUAAACAUACUAAAAUCUGUUUCAAGCAUGAACUUAGACUGGAAUAGUACCUAAAAAACUUAGAUACUUAAAACUCAUAGAAGUGCAAGUGUUAGUGUGCCUAAUUCUGACAUAUACUGUACGAAGAGUAGCUUGUUAUCUAUGCAUUCCACACAGUUUGGAUAUGCUUACUAAC